Scatophagus argus is the source of this 1457-nucleotide messenger RNA. It is a transcript of the gene eef1da, whose product is annotated as eukaryotic translation elongation factor 1 delta a (guanine nucleotide exchange protein). The transcript is spliced from 8 exons. Gene Ontology annotation, molecular function: translation elongation factor activity; guanyl-nucleotide exchange factor activity. Gene Ontology annotation, biological process: translational elongation. Gene Ontology annotation, cellular component: eukaryotic translation elongation factor 1 complex; cytosol. The record is from RefSeq and is a predicted model, not a curated record. The coding region runs from base 35 to 1393 and encodes 452 amino acids. NCBI's taxonomy places the organism in Eukaryota, Metazoa, Chordata, Actinopteri, Scatophagidae.
UGAGUGGACAAGAGAGACCCCUUUUGAAAGAGAAAUGGAUCAGUCUUUACCAAACCACCAGCAAGGAGGAGCCCCUCAAGCUGCUGCCCCGGUGGGGGCGCCCAGGCCGGGUAAUAUUCCCACUAAGAAGAGAGGCAUCAUCAGCGGAGAUAAAGACCAGUUUGGAAGGCUGCGCCGACACACACGUUUGUCGGAGAGCCAGAGCUCUGGCGCUGAAGAGGAGUGGUUGAGCACCUCCUUGGAAGCGGGUGGCUCCUAUGGUCAAAGCCCAAUCCUCCAGGGCGUGCAGGCAGAGUUGGCAGAGGGCAGCUGCCAACGUCAGCUCACCUCUAGUCGCAACGGACUGCUGUCAUCUUCUCCGAGGAGUCCAAAUGCAAGAGGCUACUCGAGCUUCCAGUCCAAACGCACCCGCAGUCAACAGCAGGACCAGGGUCACCCCGUAACCACUGUGAAGGCUUCUGGUACCCCCCACCGCCAGUACAGCAGAGGCCGUAAUCGCACCUCCUCUGAGACCGAGCAGAGGGGCAAAGGCAGCAGGGGUCCGACCCAGAGGAAGAGAGGCCUCUCUGAGACGGACAGCAAGCCCGUAUGGGACAAUAACAACAUGAGUGGACUGCAGUGCCUCGCCUCAGAGAACAUCUGGUUUGACAAACACCGCUACGAUGAGGCGGAGAAGCACUUCUACGAGGGAGUCAACGGACCCUCCACACCGCAGCAACAGGACAGAGAAGUUAAUGCCAUCCUGCAGGACAUUGCUAAGUCCCGGCAGAAUAUCCAGCAGUCCCUAAGCGAAUCGUCCUCGCAUGCAGGUGGAGAGCAGGAGCUGGUUUCACGAAUGAAGAGCCUGGAACUGGAGAACCAGACUCUGCACAAAGUGGUGGAGAACUUGAGAGCUGCCCUGCAGAAGCUGGAGACCAGAGUGGCUGUGCUGGAAAAAUCCCCUGCACCAGCAGCCAUCCCAUGUGCUAAGGCUGCUCCAGUCAAACCAGUUGAAAAUGGUGACAAUGCUGACGACGAUGACAUUGAUUUGUUCGGCAGCGAUGGGGAGGAUGAGGAAGCAGCCCGUGUCAGGCAGGAGCGCCUGGAUGCCUACGCAGCCAAGAAGUCCAAGAAACCCGCCCUCAUCGCUAAGUCAUCUAUCCUGCUGGAUGUCAAGCCUUGGGACGAUGAGACUGACAUGGCGAAGCUGGAGGAGUGUGUGCGCUCGGUGCAGAUGGAUGGGCUCCUGUGGGGAGCAUCCAAACUGGUGCCAGUUGGCUACGGCAUCAAGAAGCUGCAGAUCAACUGCGUGGUUGAAGACGACAAAGUUGGCACCGACAUCCUGGAGGAGGAGAUCACCAAGUUUGAGGAUUACGUCCAAAGUGUGGAUGUCGCUGCCUUCAAUAAGAUCUAAGCUCCACCAAAGAUUUGCUGCUGCUCUCGGCUUGCAUAGUUAUUAAAAUGCAAAAUUUUGAGCA